Molecule: messenger RNA, 6938 nt
Organism: Ceratitis capitata (Mediterranean fruit fly)
Lineage: Eukaryota; Metazoa; Arthropoda; Insecta; Diptera; Tephritidae
Gene: obe
Product: activating signal cointegrator 1 complex subunit 3
Exons: 10
Coding region: 106-6618 (2170 amino acids)
Molecular function (GO): ATP binding; nucleic acid binding; ATP hydrolysis activity
Source: RefSeq, a predicted model, not a curated record
UCGCGAAAUAUGCCGAUAAUGAAAUCAACUAUCAAAACCUGAAAGAAAUUCUAUAAAAUAACCUUAUUAUUGAUGUAAUUCAUAAUUUGAGAAAAAAUUAUAAUAAUGAAAGAAUAUCCUCGUUUUACGUCAGCACUGCGGGCGAAUACCGAUUUGGAAGCUAAACUGCCUCAAUCGGCUCAAUCAGAUCCACGAAAAAUACAUCAAGAUGAAAUCGCACAGCGACAAACUUUGACGAAAAUAUUGGAGCAGUUUCCAUUAGAAAAGCAGGAACAAGCAAAAGUAAAUCUCCUAAAGUUAAGAAGUAUAGUUCAAGAAUGCAUGGGCUUCGAAGAACAACCACAAGUAGUGGAGCACGCUACACUCUUCCUGUUCUGGCUGCUAUUAGAUCAGCGCGUAGUGACGGUAGCGUCGAAAAUGCGUGUACGCAGCAUGUUCGGCAGUAUAUUCGAAAAAAAGUUUACAAAAAUGCAGGAAUGUGUAGCUGAUAUACGGGAACUCAUCGAAGACUAUCAAAUUGAAGCUUUAAAGAAUUGGAAUCGAAAAACAAAUCGCGAUGCACUAGAUAAGAAAAGCUGGGGUACAAAUAUCCGCAUACGUUUGAAAGGACCCCCUCUUGUUGAUUUACAACAAUUGCAAGAUCUUGCGCCUAACGCACAAAUGCACAAAAAUGCGGCUGUUAAUUUCAGUAUGCAAUGGAAUCAAGAUAGCGAAACACAAAAAACUGAAGAAGAGGAAAACGAAUUAUCGCAAUUGUUGGAAAUAUCAAUAGCUUCCGGUGAUCCAAAAAUCAUAGCAAAAGUAAGCGAACAAUUAAAUUCUAAACGCAGUAACAACGAAUUACAAAAUGAACUCAUCGAACUCCUGGGAUUCGAAAGAUUCGAUUUGGUGUUACAGUUACUAGAAAAACGUACCACAAUCGCUGCACAGUUGGAGCAAUAUGAAAAGCGGGAACAACGAUUGCAACUGAGCAAGUUAGCACAACAGCAGCGAAAUACAGGCAACGCUGAAAUGCGUCCCACAGUUGCGAAAACUGUAGUUGUACAAUCUGCCUUAGAAAAAGAACUAAACAAGCAGAAUCGUCGUGAAGGGAAAAAGCUGCAACGCAUGUUGAACAGUAUGAAUCGAAACAAUGAAGAGGAUGAUGAAGCCACUGCUCGUGCCCUCAAUCCAACACAACUACGUCUGCAGCAACAGCGCAAAUUACUUGAAAAUGUGCAGCAACAGCCGAUUCUAAAGACAACACAGCGCUUGCAAGAAAUGCGUGCAGCAGCCAGCUACAACACUAACUUCAUACAGUAUCCAUAUGUGUUUGAUAGCCAAUUGAGUGCCAAACAACACGCAGGGUUCAUAGGUGGCAACCGCAUCAGUCUGCCGGACCAUGCACAGCGCAUAGAUAAUAAGCAGUAUGAAGAAGUACAAAUAGCAGCCAAUGAACCACCACCACUUAGUAUUGGUAAUAACCGAAUACAAAUUUCGGAAUUGGAUGAUAUUGGAAAAUUAGCAUUUGAAAAUUGCACCCAACUCAAUCGCAUACAAUCUGUGGUAUAUCCAGUGGCCUAUCAUACCAACGAGAAUAUGUUGGUGUGUGCGCCCACAGGCGCCGGUAAAACCAAUGUUGCUAUGCUUACCAUGGUCCAUACAAUACGUGCACAUCUGGAAGAAGGUGUCAUUAAUCGUGACCAGUUCAAAAUUGUCUAUAUAGCGCCGAUGAAAGCUUUAGCUGCUGAGAUGGUAGAUAAUUUUGGUAAACGGUUGAAGUCACUCAAUAUUGUAGUUAGAGAAUUGACUGGUGAUAUGCAGCUAUCCAAAACUGAAAUGACACAGACACAGGUACUAGUCACAACACCGGAAAAGUGGGAUGUGGUAACUAGAAAAGGCGCUGGUGAUGUAGCACUCAUUAGUUUAGUAAAAUUACUUAUCAUCGACGAAGUACACCUUUUACACGGUGAACGUGGCCCAGUUGUGGAAGCGCUCGUCGCACGCACCCUGCGCCUCGUUGAGUCCUCCCAGAGUAUGAUCCGUAUCGUAGGGCUGUCGGCUACUUUGCCGAAUUAUAUCGAUGUAGCUCAUUUUCUCCGCGUAAAUCCAAUGAAAGGGUUGUUCUAUUUCGAUUCACGCUUUCGUCCUGUGCCUUUGGACACAAAUUUCAUUGGUGUAAAAUCGGUAAAACCUCUGCAACAGCUUACGGAUAUGGACCAAAUUUGCUAUCAGAAAUGUUUGGAAAUGGUGAAAGAGGGCCAUCAAAUAAUGGUUUUCGUCCAUGCACGCAACGCUACUGUACGCACAGCCACUACUUUACGGGAAUUGGCGCAGCAAAACAAAACCAGUUCGUUCUUUUUACCCAAUGAAUCAUCGAAUGGCUACAGUUUGGCGCAACGUGCUAUACAAAAGAGUCGUAAUAAGCAACUCGUCGAGCUGUUUUCCUGCGGUUUGGGCAUACAUCAUGCAGGUAUGCUGCGCUCUGAUCGCCAGAUGGUCGAAAAAUAUUUCGGUGAAGGUCACAUUAAGGUGCUGGUGUGUACGGCGACAUUGGCAUGGGGCGUUAAUUUGCCCGCCCAUGCUGUUAUUAUUAAAGGCACUGAUAUAUACGACUCUAAACACGGCUCAUUCAUUGACCUUGGCAUUUUGGAUGUGUUGCAGAUUUUCGGUCGUGCUGGUCGGCCACAGUUCGAUAAGAAAGGUGUUGGCACCAUCAUCACCACCUACGAUAAGUUGAACCAUUACUUAUCACUUUUAACCAAUCAGUUUCCAAUUGAAUCGAACUUCGUGCAAUGUCUUGCCGAUAAUUUGAAUGCCGAAAUAACGCUGGGUACAAUUUCAAAUGUUGAAGAAGCUAUUGAAUGGCUAAGCUAUACGUAUCUCUUCGUUCGCAUGCGCAUUAAUCCACAUGUGUAUGGUAUCGAAUAUAGCGAACUACAAAAAGAUUCUAUGCUCGAUUCAAAAAGACGCAGUCUCAUUAUGACAGCCGCUUUGAGUUUAGAUAAAGCUCGCAUGAUACGUUUUAAUCAACGCACAAUGGACUUCAACAUUACUGAUUUGGGUCGAACAGCAUCUCAUUUUUAUAUAAAAUAUGACACAGUAGAGAUUUUCAACGAUCUAUUAAAACCUUUUAUGAAUGAGGCUGAAAUAUUUGCAAUGAUUUCACAAGCUCAGGAGUUUCAACAGCUCAAAGUACGUGAUGACGAACUAGAGGAAUUGGAUGAGCUGCGCACUUACUAUUGCAAGGUUAAAGCGGCCGGAGGCAGCGAGAAUCUCAGCGGCAAGGUCAACAUACUUAUGCAAACUUACCUCUCGCGCGGCUAUGUUAAGUCUUUCUCACUCGUUUCCGAUAUGGCUUACAUCGUUCAAAAUAUUGUAAGAAUUACGCGCGCGCUUUUCUCCAUAGUGCUGCGCAACAAUAACGCUAUAUUGGCAACACGCCUUCUGCAGAUAUGCAAAAUGUUCGAACGCCAGCAAUGGGAAUUUGAGACACCGUUACGUCAAUUUUCUGCUAUAAAUGCUGAAACUAUUGACAAACUAGAGCAGCGUGGCAUCAGUCUUUAUACGCUGCGCGAAAUGGAACAAAACGAAUUAAAGGAAAUGUUGCGCAAUCAGCGUAAUGCUGAGUUGGUCCUGCGCUCGGCGCGUGAAGUACCUAUGCUUGAUGUCGAAGCAACACUACAGCCAAUAACGAGAACUGUGCUGCGAAUAAAGAUUGAUAUUUGGGCGAAUUUCAAUUGGAAUGAUCGUGUUCACGGCAAAGUGAGUGAAAACUUUUGGCUCUGGAUAGAAGAUCCGGAAUCAAACUUCAUAUAUCACUCGGAACAAUUUCAGGCCACACGGAAGUUCGUCUACGGCGGUAAACCACAACAAUUGGUUAUGACGAUACCACUAAAGGAGCCCCUGCCACCACAAUAUUAUGUGCGUAUUGCCAGUGACAAUUGGCUUGGUAGCGCCACAUGGACCGCGCUUUCCUUUAAGCACCUCGUUUUGCCCGAACACCAUCCACCACUAACCGAGUUGUUACCGUUGCACCCGUUGCCCGUCUCUAGCUUAAAGAAUCCACAAUUCGAGUCACUAUACAAUUUUACGCACUUCAAUCCGAUUCAGACCCAGAUCUUCCAUUGUCUCUAUCACACAGACAACAAUGUGCUAUUAGGCGCACCAACUGGCUCCGGCAAAACCAUUGUUGCUGAAAUUGCCAUUUUUCGUGUCUUCAAUAAGUACCCUCGUGCUAAAAUAGUAUAUAUUGCGCCUUUAAAGGCAUUAGUCAAGGAGCGUAUAAACGACUGGAAGCGUCGUUUUGAGCAACCACCAUUGCGUUGGAAAGUUGUGGAGCUGACCGGUGAUACAACGCCCGAUAUACAGGCCAUUCGUGAAAGUCAAAUCAUUGUGACAACACCGGAGAAAUGGGAUGGUAUAAGUCGCUCGUGGCAAACGCGUGAAUACGUACAAGAUGUGAUAUUAAUUGUUAUCGAUGAGAUACAUUUGUUAGGUGAGGAUCGUGGGCCGGUCAUUGAGGUGAUUGUUUCGCGUACUAAUUUCAUCACCUCCCACACGGGACGUAGAAUACGUAUAGUAGGCCUGUCAACGGCAUUAGCCAAUGCGCAAGACUUGGCGAAUUGGCUGGGCAUAAAGAAGAUGGGCCUAUACAACUUCAAGCCGUCGGUGCGGCCGGUUCCACUGCAGGUGCACAUCAACGGACUUUCAGGUAAACACUAUUGUCCCCGCAUGGCCACUAUGAAUCGUCCAACCUUCCAGGCCAUACGUACAUACUCCCCUUGUGAACCGGCCAUUGUUUUCGUCUCAUCACGUCGACAGACACGUCUUACGGCACUGGAUUUAAUAACCUUCGUGGCCGGUGAUGAUAACCCAAAGCAAUUUUUGCAUUUGCCGGAGCAUCAAAUGCAUCAAAUACUACAACAAAUUAAAGACUCGAAUUUGAAAUUCUGUCUGGCAUUCGGCAUCGGCUUGCAUCAUGCUGGUUUACAGGAACAAGAUCGUAAAACAGUCGAAGAGUUAUUUUUCAAUCGAAAAAUUCAAGUACUCAUUGCAACUGCAACAUUGGCUUGGGGUGUUAAUUUGCCUGCACAUUUAGUUGUUAUUAAGGGAACUGAAUAUUUUGACGCCAAAGUGAAGAAAUACGUCGACAUGCCCAUCACGGAUGUGUUGCAAAUGAUGGGUCGCGCAGGUCGACCGCAAUUCGAUAACGAAGGUGUUGCUGUUGUGCUGGUGCACGAUGAAAAAAAGAAUUUCUAUAAAAAAUUCCUUUACGAUCCAUUCCCCGUUGAAUCGAGCCUUUUGGGUGUCCUAUCGGAACAUGUAAAUGCGGAAAUCGUUUCUGGCACCGUACAAACCAAGCAAGCCGCACUUGACUACCUGACGUAUACCUACUUCUUCCGACGUCUCUUGCGCAAUCCAACUUAUUAUAAUUUGGACGGUUUACAGCCAGAACAGCUGAACUUAUUCCUUUCGUCGUUGAUUGAACGUGUCGUUUAUGAAUUGGAAUCGGCCGCUUGUGUUCUGCAAAACGAAAAUAUGCUUAUACCGACAUUCCUGGGUCGCAUUGCAUCCUUCUAUUAUUUAUCUCAUCGCACAAUGAAACAUUUCUUAGAUGAUUUAACCGAAGGCAUGAGCACGAGCGAAGUGCUAGUCGCCAUAGCGGACUCGUACGAAUUUGAUCAGCAGCCAGUACGCCACAAUGAGGAUAAAUACAAUGAGGAAUUAGCAGAUUCAUGCCGCUACCGUCCACCUGCUCCUACAUGGGAUUCGCCAUAUACGAAAACAUUCUUGUUGCUGCAAGCUCAUUUCUCACGGCUCUCACUGCCGAAUUCGGAUUUCCUAACCGAUACGAAGUCGGCGUUAGACAAUGCUACUCGAGUCAUGCAAGCAAUGGUCGAUUACACAGCAGAGCGUGGUUGGCUUAGCACAACACUUCGAUUGCAACAACUUAUGCAAAGUGUUAUACAAGCCCGUUGGUUUGAUGAAUCAGAAUUCUUAACACUGCCAAAUGUGACUGCUGCUAAUGUGAGCGUAUUCUAUAAUAUAGAACACAGUUACUCAUAUCUUACUUUACCUGCAUUGAAAGAGUUGUGUAGGCAGGAUUACGAACGCCUCGCUGGUCCAUUAAGAGACGUAUUUGAGGAACAAGAAAUCGAACAAAUUUAUAAGGUUGUUCAAGCUAUACCCGAGAUAAGUGUACAAAUCUCUAUACAAGGCAAAUAUUUUGAGAACAUGGAAGCAAUGCGUGUAAUAUCUACGACACCAACGACAGAUAACUGGACCGAAAUACAUCCAAAUGAGGACUAUGUGCUCGUUAUUGAAAUGAAACGUUUAAAUUGGAAUUUGCGAGAACAACGAUCACAGCAUAGCAAUCCCAUAGGUGUACACUGCCCGAAAUAUCCUAAAGGAAAGAGUGAAGCUUGGUUCCUGACACUCGGUUCUCAAGCGAACUCCGAAUUGCUCGCUAUGAAGCGUGUUAGUGUGCGUGGUCAACGUGCCACUAAUCGUAUUUGCUUCCAAUCGACACCUCGCCGUGGUCGCGUUAUACUAACGCUAUAUCUGAUCUCUGAUUGUCUUAUCGGUGUGGAUCAGCAAUUUGACUUGCAAUUUGAUGUGGUUGAUGUAAAGACUUAAACAUGAGAUAUCGUACUUAGCUUUCUCAUACAUAUAUACCAUUUCUGGCAGAUAUUCCGAAUACUGGAACGAAUGUAGCUUAGAAUAAUGAGAUUAGUUCUUUUGCUUACAAUACAAAUGUGGUCACUGCAAGUAAAUGCAAGCUAAAUCCUUCCAAUGCGCACAUUUAUAUACAUACAUACAUAUGUAUUUCUAAAUACGCAUAAGUCUAAUAUAAUAACUUUAGCAAGUAAAAUUGUUUGUAAUCAAAAAAGUAUACUUAUAUGUAUAUAGGUACGACUCAUUUAUAUUAUCAGUACUAGAUACAUGUGUAUUUCAAU